Molecule: messenger RNA, 264 nt
Organism: Protopolystoma xenopodis
Lineage: Eukaryota; Metazoa; Platyhelminthes; Monogenea; Polystomatidea; Polystomatidae
Source: the annotation of a GenBank genome assembly
AUGCCUGCUUUUCCCUUAGCGCUUAGCUUCUGGCACUCGUUGCGCUACCACAUCGGCUCUCUUGCAUUUGGUUCUCUUAUUAUUGCAAUGCUAAAGUUGAUUCGAAUACUUCUCCAGUGGCUUCAGUCCAAGCUUAAAUCUGCCGAUAAUGCGGUUGCUCGCUUUUUUCUCAAGUGCUUUGCUUGUUGUUUUUGGUGCCUUGAAAAGUUCCUGCGUUUCCUUAACAGGAACGCUUACAUUUUGGUACGUUUUCAUAACGACUAA